Molecule: messenger RNA, 1609 nt
Organism: Scheffersomyces coipomensis
Lineage: Eukaryota; Fungi; Ascomycota; Pichiomycetes; Serinales; Debaryomycetaceae
Gene: SMF3
Product: putative divalent metal ion transporter
Exons: 2
Coding region: 1-1563 (520 amino acids)
Biological process (GO): iron ion transport; intracellular manganese ion homeostasis
Cellular component (GO): plasma membrane
Molecular function (GO): manganese ion transmembrane transporter activity; cadmium ion transmembrane transporter activity
Source: RefSeq, a predicted model, not a curated record
AUGUCUUUAUUCAGUAACAGCUAUGUGCUGAAGCCAUUAAGAGUACUCAAGAAGUACUAUAGCUUCAUUGGACCAGGUUUGGUGGUCAGUGUGGCAUAUAUGGACCCCGGAAAUUAUCUGACAUCAGUUAGUUCAGGAUCAAUGUAUAAAUAUAAACUUUGUUUCGUUAUCUUCAUGGCUAAUAUCUUUGCCGUCAUCCUACAAUCAUUAUGUAUCAAGCUUGGUACCAUCACAGGAUUAGAUUUGGCUGAAAUGUGUCGUGCUCAUUUACCUUUCCAUUGGAAUUUAUUAUUAUAUAUUUGCGCUGAAUUAGCCAUCAUUGCAACUGAUUUAGCUGAAGUUAUAGGAGCUGCCAUAGCUUUGGAAAUCCUUUUUGGGAUUCCUUUGAUUUAUGGGGUCUUCAUUACUGUCAUUGAUGUCCUUAUUAUAUUAGUGGCGUAUAAGAAAGAUGGAUCUAUGAAACAAACAAGAUUCUUUGAAAUCUUAGUAUCUAUUUUAGUACUUGGAACAUGUGUAUGUUUCAUUCUUGAAUUGUUCAAAUGUGAUUUUGAACCAGGUGCUAUGAAAGAAAUCUUACAAGGAUUCUUACCAGUUAAUAAAGAAAUCUUUAAAGAACAAACUGCUUUGUUUUUAAGUUGUGGAAUUGUGGGAAGUACCGUCAUGCCUCAUUCAUUAUUCUUAGGUUCAGCUUUAGUUCAAGCUAGAUUAAAGGAAUAUGAUAUUAAAAAUGGUCUUGUCAAUGAAGAUCAUCAAGCCCUUAUUCAUGAUGAACAACAUGAUGAUGAAGUGUUAACUUAUACCCUUCAUAAAAUAAGAAGUAUUUCCGAUGGAGCCAAAUUAUUAAACAAAUAUAGACCAUCUUAUAAAGCCAUCAAAUACUGUUUAAACUAUUCCUAUGCUGAAUUAGUGUUUUCCUUAUUCAUAAUCGCGGUGUUUGUCAAUUCAUCCAUUUUAAUCGUGGCAGGUUCGACCCUUUAUGGUAAACCAGAUGCCGAAGAUGCUGAUUUAUUAUCAAUUUAUGAAAUGUUAUCAUUCUAUAUCUCACCUGCUGCCGGAUUAUUAUUCGCUUUAUCAAUGUUAUUAUCAGGUCAAAGUGCAGGGAUAGUAUGUACUAUGGCAGGACAAAUCAUUAGUGAAGGAUUCAUCAAUUGGAGUUUAAAACCAUGGGUGAGAAGAAUCGUAACUAGAAUCCUUGCCAUUAUCCCCGUCGUGAUCGUCAUAAGUAUUUUAGGUAGAGAAGGAGUAUCUAAAAUUAUGAAUUCAAGUCAAGUGGUACUUAGUUUCAUCUUACCUAUUGUCAGUGCACCUUUGAUUUAUUUCACCUCCACUAAGAAAUAUAUGACAGUAUAUGAUACAUCGGAAUUAAUCCCAUCUAAUGAUGAAACAAGUCUAUUAUUGAAUAGUGCGGGACAAUCAAGACCUAAUAAUGAUGGAUUUGAAGUUAAAAAGAUCACGUUUGAAAAUGGUUGGUUUUUAAAAAUUGCCAGUAUUAUAUCUUGGAUUAUAAUUACAUUCUUAAACAUUUAUUUAAUUAUUGCAUUUGCUAAUGGAGCUGAUAUUUAGACUAAACUAAUUACUACAAAUUAACAACGUUAUUAUACAUAUAUAU